Messenger RNA from Mugil cephalus (flathead mullet), 3283 nucleotides. RefSeq names its product phosphatidylinositol 4-kinase, catalytic, beta (gene pi4kb). Gene Ontology annotation, molecular function: 1-phosphatidylinositol 4-kinase activity. The coding region runs from base 209 to 2872 and encodes 887 amino acids. Gene Ontology annotation, biological process: phosphatidylinositol phosphate biosynthetic process; phosphatidylinositol-mediated signaling. Lineage: Eukaryota; Metazoa; Chordata; Actinopteri; Mugiliformes; Mugilidae. The transcript is spliced from 12 exons. Gene Ontology annotation, cellular component: membrane; cytoplasm. The record is from RefSeq and is a predicted model, not a curated record.
CAGAGUCACUGAUUAGCUUCAGGCUAGUCACAACCGAGGAUCCACUUCAGCUACAUUUCAUUUUAUUUCUACAGCGUCAGUAACAAUAUAAAUGGGACCAGAACCAGAACCAGAACCAGCUCACGCGGAGGGACCCAUCUGGUCCGGGAGGAGACUGAAAGAGAGAGGACAGAUAAACAUUCUGACUAAAGCGUCCAUAUAGAACCUGAUGAUGGUCCAGAGACCAGAUGUAGGGUCUGAGAGGAACCUGGGCAGUGGAGGAGGGCAGAGCUUCCCGGCAGCCAUGAUGGAGGACACGGAGCCGGACCUUUCCCCUGCCCCGUCUGACCACAUCAGCCCCUCCCCUUCCCUGUCCGCCUCCUCCUCCCCCUCUCUUUCUCUCCCCUCCACCCCCUCCUCGUCCUGCGGCCCCCCCCAGGCUGCCACCCCCCCCCUAGGUGUCAUCAGUGAGGGUGUGGCUGAGCUCAGCCUGGUCAUUGACCCUGAGGUGGCCCGCCGGGCCUGUCAGGAGGUCCUGCAGAAACUGCGCCAGGUGGAGGGGGAGGAGCCCCCCCAGCAGACUGGGGCGGAGCCUCUGCCCCCCCCCGCCCCCAAACCCUCCCAGAUCAGAGAGGAGGACGACGACCCCGAGGGCCCAGCCCCCGGCUCGGUGAAGAGCGCCCGGCGGCGGCAGAGACACAACCCGUCCAAACAGUCGUGGCUGCUGCGCCUGUUUGAGUCCAAGCUGUUUGACGUUUCCAUGGCGAUCUCCUACCUGCACAAGUCCAAGGAGCCGGGGGUCCAGGCCUACAUCGGGAACCGGCUCUUCAGCUUCCCCCACGGGGACGUGGACUUCUACCUGCCCCAGCUCCUCAACAUGUACAUCCACAUGGACGAGGACGUGGGCGACGCCAUCAAGCCCUACGUGGUGCACCGCUGCAGACAGAGCAUCUCCUUCAGCCUCCAGUGCGCCUGGCUCCUGGGGGCCUACUCCUCUGACAUGCACAUCUCCACCCAGCGUCACUCCAGAGGAACCAAGCUCAGGAAGCUCAUCUUGUCCGAUGAACUCAAGCCCUCGGGGCCCCGAGCUCGCAGGGACCCCCUGACCCUGACGCCCUUCUGUCCCCUCGGCCCCGGGCCCCUGGGGGGGGACCACGGCCUGUCCCCGUCCAAACGAACUCACCAGCGCUCCAAGUCCGAUGCCACUGUCAGCAUCAGCCUCAGCAGCAACCUGAAGAGAACGGCCAGCAACCCCAAGGUGGAGAGCCAGGACGAGGACAGCAGCUCCAGCUCAGACAGUCUGGAGUUGGACUCUGGUCCCCCGGUCCGCCUGGCCCCCCAGAGGGAGUUUGUGAAGUCUCUGCUGGGCAUCGGGAAGCGUCUGGCCACGCUGCCGACCAAAGAGCAGAAGACCCAGCGUCUCAUCUCAGAACUGUCCCUCCUCAACCACAAGCUCCCGGCCCGAGUCUGGCUCCCGACGGCCGCCUUCGACCACCACGUGGUCCGGGUCCCCCACAGCCAGGCCGUGGUCCUCAACUCCAAGGACAAGGCCCCCUACCUGAUCUACGUGGAGGUCCUGGAGUGCGACAGCUUCGAGACGUCCAGUGUUCCGACCAGGAUCCCAGAGAACCGGAUCCGGAGCACCCGGUCUGUGGAGAACCUGGACUGCAGCCUGACUCUGGAGCAGAGAACCGGGAGCUUCUCAGUCGUCCCCAACUACGACAACGAUGACGAGGCCUGGUCCGUGGACGACAUCGGAGAGCUGCAGGUGGAGCUUCCUGAACUUCACGCCAACAGCUGUGACAACAUCAGCCAGUUUUCAGUGGACAGCAUCAGCAGCCUGGACAACAAGGAGCCGGUCUUCAUCGCUGCAGGAGACAUCAGGCGUCGUCUCUCGGAGCAGUUGGCUCAGACCCCGACCACCUUCAGACGAGACCCUGAGGACCCGUCGGCCGUGGCCCUGAAGGAGCCGUGGGAGGAGAAGGUCAGGAGGAUCAGAGAGGGCUCCCCCUACGGUCACCUGCCCAACUGGAGGCUGCUGUCAGUCAUCGUUAAAUGUGGAGACGACCUGAGGCAGGAGCUUCUGGCCUAUCAGGUGCUGCAGCAGCUCCAGUCCACCUGGCAGCAGGAGCGCGUCCCCCUGUGGAUCCAGCCCUAUAAGAUCCUGGUGCUGUCCUCUGACUCCGGGAUGAUUGAGCCGGUGCUGAACGCCGUGUCGCUGCAUCAGGUCAAGAAGCAGAGUCAGCUGAGCCUCCUCGACUACUUCCUGCAGGAGCACGGGGCCCCCACCACCGAGAACUUCCUCCAGGCCCAGAGGAACUUUGUCCAGAGCUGCGCCGGCUACAGCCUCAUCUGCUACCUGCUGCAGGUCAAAGACAGGCACAACGGGAACAUCCUGCUGGACUCUGAAGGCCACAUCAUCCACAUCGACUUCGGCUUCAUCCUCUCCAGUUCCCCCAAGAACCUCGGCUUCGAGACGUCCGCCUUCAAGCUCACCUCAGAGUUCGUGGACGUGAUGGGGGGUCCGGACGGAGACAUGUUUAACUACUAUAAGAUGCUGAUGCUUCAGGGUCUGAUCGCAGCCAGGAAGCACAUGGACCGAGUUCUGCAGAUAGUGGAGAUCAUGCAGCAAGGUGAGCUAACAGUCCGUCCAUCAGUGCCUCCUGCUGUCCUUUCAGCGCUGACCCCCCCCUCCCCCCCUCCCCCUCCAGGCUCCCAGCUGCCCUGCUUCCACGGCUCCAGCACCAUGCGAGGGCUGAAGGAGCGUUUCCACAUGAGUCUGACCGAGGAGCAGCUCCAGCUGUUGGUCGAUCAGCUGGUCGACGGGUCAAUGAGGUCGCUCACCACCAAACUGUACGACGGCUUCCAGUACCUCACCAACGGCAUCAUGUGACCACAGUCAUGUGACCACAGUCAUGUGACCACAGACUGACCAGCUCUGGCUUUUAUGAUUCUUCUUCUUCUUCUUCUUCUUUGUUUUAUUUAAUUCUUUUAUUCGUCUUUUCUUUAGAGGAAUUCAGUUUUUGUCUCGUUUGGUUUCAUCCACUUCCUCCUCUUCCAUAUCUGGGUGGAAGUCCCUGAUUGGCUGCUCAGCUGGACUUUUAGCCAAUCAGAGAGCAGCUCAGUUUUAGUUGAAAUGUGAACCGUCUUCGGGCGGCUGGUUUUUUACGCGUUGCUGCCGCUGAGACGCUGAGCAAGGCAGCACACAGACUGAUGAUGACGACGAUGAUGAUGAUGAUGAUGAUGAUGAUGUUGAGCAGCUGUGAACAUCUAGAACAUCAAUAAAAUCAUCUUUCCUGAGAAA